Messenger RNA from Pseudo-nitzschia multistriata, 1159 nucleotides. The record is from the annotation of a GenBank genome assembly. Lineage: Eukaryota; Bacillariophyta; Bacillariophyceae; Bacillariales; Bacillariaceae.
CKURACGCAACAACAUGGCUCUGCGCUUGACCUGCAAUCGAUUCAUGCGUGCCGCAUCGGGACAAAGCAAGAKGGUCGGACUUCGAUCCUUCGGCGCCGCUGCAGAUGCAGCUCCUGCUGUKGGUGCACCCGCUCCUUCUGUCUUUGACAAGAUCGUUAGCUUGACGAUAGUGGAUCCCAGUGGUGCGAGGCGAAAGAUCAAUGGCGUCGUUGGUGAGUGUUGAAAAGUAAAAGUUCGGCAUCGCAUUUAUCUGGSUUUUCGACUKUUUGUGUGCCUUAAUACAGGGUAAUUUGUYUCCACCAAGCUUCUUCGGGAAAUCGACAUCRAUACCUUCUUGAAAAUAAUAUCCAAUUUGUACACGAUAGAAUAUUUGACAUUGUCUCUACCUUCUUGCUUCGGAGUCACAAGAAGAGACGCUAGCUSCAUGAACUGUUUUUCUUCACACAUGCAUGGAAUCCUGUCUCCYGAUGUUAACGCGCCACACCGAAGGAAGUAUAACAGACUCACGCAUUCCUUUUUUGUGCAAAUUAACUUUAUGAAUGGAUGAAGGUAAAUCACUUUAUGAAGCCUGUGAAUCUAACGAAGUUGAACUCGGCCCCAUGUCCAUUGGCGGUCCCUCUGAAAUCGUCCACUCGGAAACAUGGACCGAACCAGUGUUUGGGACAGGUCCUACUUCCGGAUACGAUCACGUGAUCGUGACUGGUGCCGGUGUCAAUACUGCAACGCCUAAAACUGACGCGGGUAAGUAAUAAUGAACAGCGUGAUSUAUUGCAAUCCGAUGUAUAUUAAUUUAUUCGUUUGCAAUUAUCUCACAUUACCAAUCGUUUAACGCUGCAAUUCUUUUAUUGGCAUUGGUUAUUAAUCUUUGAAAUUCAAAACGAAGAAACACGAAUGAUCGAAGACUAUUGGGAUUUCGACGAAGUUUUUCCGGAAAGUCGACUUGCUUCUAUGAUUACUGUGACGAAGCAAAUGGACGGAAUGAUCGUCUACGUCCCACCUCGYGUCGAUGACAGCAAUCCUUAAAAGGCCGAUCCUUGUCUYCAAAAGUGAUGUACGGCAAUUGUACGAUGCCRAAGUAAAGAAAUUACUAGUCGAAACCACUAUUUCAAAUUCUAGUGCUAGACUUUUUUAGAACAUGAUUAAAUAUCCAUACAACAU